This is a messenger RNA of Lineus longissimus, 1182 nucleotides long. RefSeq lists its product as uncharacterized. The transcript has a single exon. Bases 1 to 1182 code for a protein of 393 amino acids. Lineage: Eukaryota; Metazoa; Nemertea; Pilidiophora; Heteronemertea; Lineidae. The record is from RefSeq and is a predicted model, not a curated record.
AUGGGUGAAGCCGACGAUCGUGAAAGUCAGAGUGGAUCAGCGCCACCUGCUUCUCUGAUGAGGAGACACGAGAGGAUAUUUCGUCUUGAUUUUGAGCAAAUCAAAGAGGAUGUCCUGAAGCUCACAUUGGGAACAGGAAACGUCGUAGUUGUAGAAUCUAGACUGCAGGAAUUACGACAACUCAAGAAAGAAUACUUCAAGGUCAGAAGUGACAUUUUAGAUAUCUUGUCAGAAGAAGAGGUAGAGGAUGAGUGUCAGAACAUAAGCAUGUUUCACCGGGAAUUUAGGCGUGUUGAUGAUAAAGCGACGAGCUAUAUAAAAGAAGUUGAAGCAGAAGUUUCACGGUCAAGUUCCUCAUCCGAUCAGAGUGUACACCACUUAACAAGCAGAAGCAGGAAUGCAGGGGCAAUAAAGCUGCCAAAAUUGGAUUUGCCUACGUUUAAUGGAGAUAUAACUGCGUUUUGGGACUUGUUCACUUGUGCAGUGCAUGCAAAUGAGGGAUUAUCUGGUGUACAGAAGUUUGCUUAUUUGAGAUCAUCCUUGAAAGGAGCUGCUUUAAAAUCUAUAGAGGGAUUUGAAGUGACAGAAGUCAACUAUCAACAUGCAGUAAAGGUACUCUGUCAAAGAUUUGGUCGCAAACGUCAGAUCGUCUCAUCACUGGUGAAGUCCAUUGUCACAGCAACCUGUAAGGAUUCUGAGAAAGCUACGUCACUGCGCGAACUCCACGACUUGCUACAGAAUAGGGUGCGUGCCUUGGAAGCCAUGGGAUUUGACUCAACAGAUGAAAACGUUCGAAUGCUGGUAAUUCCGCUGCUUGAAAUGAAGAUGAGUCCAGAGCUUACAGAGAAAUGGGAGUUACACACAGCAGAUAUUGAUGAUGAUGAUAUCACAGUCAAUUCAAUCUUCCAGUUCCUACAUAACCAGGUUUUGUCUAAGGAAGCAAGGGAGAGGACUUCAGGAGCAUCAGCUGGGAACAAGCCAGUUGAUAAACAGCAUGGACCAGGGAAACAGUCGAGGUAUAACCAGGGUUAUCAUACGGGUAACAAGAGCAAAGAAUUAACAGCAUCAGCACUUCUUGGCGGCACAAGGAGCAUCAGUUGCGGGUUUUGCACUAGAAGCGGACAUGAGGCUUGGGACUGUAAAGAAGCCAAGAAGAAGACAGUCAACGAACGUGGGAUUUAG